Messenger RNA from Ruditapes philippinarum (Manila clam), 1275 nucleotides. RefSeq names its product zinc finger MYM-type protein 2-like. The record is from RefSeq and is a predicted model, not a curated record. The transcript has 2 exons. The coding region runs from base 1 to 1275 and encodes 424 amino acids. NCBI's taxonomy places the organism in Eukaryota, Metazoa, Mollusca, Bivalvia, Venerida, Veneridae.
AUGUGCGAGGAUAUGAGUCAGGGUACUUUUGACAUCCUUUGGGAUGAUUUAUGUGAGGCUAAUGAUCAAAAUGAAAAUUCAGAUAACAUUAUUACUGCUGUUUCUGAGUUGACCAGUGUUGAUUUCUUGAAAGAACAUGGUUUUGACAUUGAACUACUGUUCAUUGAAAUGAAUGAAGAUCAGAACCAUGAAAAUGUAUUAUCUUUCAAUUCUACAACUAAUACUGGACAUGUUACAACUGAAUUACCCUCAAGAGUUUCUUCCCCCAUAACACUCAGUAAAUCAGAUGAAUUACCCUCUACCAGUAGAACUCCUGUAACACCUGUUGAACCAAAUCAUGCAAAUGAAUUUACUUCUAGAGCUAAUGUUAUACUUGCUGGACCAAAUCCUGUAUUGCCUGAAACAAAUGAAAAUUCAACUUCCCCUUUGAAUAACCAAGAAAGGCCAAGUAACAGUAACUUAAAAAAAGCAGAGUUCAUGGAAAUUUCAUCAACAGAUGUCAGAAUCCUAAUAGAAAAUGAAGAGAAUAAGAACACUCUUAAGAAAACACUAUCAGAUGUUGCUAAAUUUGAAAGAUUUCUGGAAAGCAAGCAAGAAACCAAACAAUGCCAUCAAAUUGAACCAGACCUCUUAGAUGAAUAUUUAGCUAACUUUAUUUUAUCUGUAAGAAAGCCAGACGGUGAUGAGUAUGAGCCUUCCACCAUCAGAAACAUGGUAGGAAGUAUAGACCGCAAACUGCGCAGACAGCGAUAUCCUCAUAAAAUAUUUUCUGAGCAGUCAAACAUAUUCCAACUAAGCAGAGAUGCAUUACAUGCGAAACAGAAAUCUCUUAAAAGGUUAGGAAAGGGAAAUAAACCGAAGAAGUCCUGUCCGAUAUCUGACCAAGAAAUUGACAUGCUUUACGACAAAGGGAUUCUUGGUAACAGAACCGCCAAGUCAUUGCUGAAUACCAUUUGGAUCAACAACUGUAUAUUGUUUGGUCUCAGAGGGACGAAAGAGAAUUAUAAUUUAAGAUGGGGUGAUGUUUGUCUCAAAACUAGCUCAGAUGGUGUUGAGUACCUUGAACUAAGAGAGCGCCAGACCAAAACAAGGACAGGAUCGAACAUCAAUGAUGUCCGAGAAGUGACACCAAAAAUUUAUGCAACCCCUGAUGACCUAGAAAGAUGUCCUGUGGAGAUGUACAAACUUUAUGCCAGUAAAAGACCUAAUGAUUUUUGUGAACAGGACAAUCCUUUUUAUAUAUCACCUCGCUCAAGCUCUCAAAAAGUAAGUUGA